Olea europaea var. sylvestris is the source of this 1676-nucleotide messenger RNA. Its product is annotated as tubulin beta chain-like. The record is from RefSeq and is a predicted model, not a curated record. NCBI's taxonomy places the organism in Eukaryota, Viridiplantae, Streptophyta, Magnoliopsida, Lamiales, Oleaceae. Bases 174 to 1508 code for a protein of 444 amino acids. Gene Ontology annotation, molecular function: structural constituent of cytoskeleton; GTP binding; GTPase activity. Gene Ontology annotation, cellular component: cytoplasm; microtubule. Gene Ontology annotation, biological process: mitotic cell cycle; microtubule cytoskeleton organization. The transcript has 3 exons.
CCGUUAUCGGCCUAAUUAUUCCAAUAAACAUAUAUUCCACUCUAAUAAUAUCCAUCCAAUCUUCACUACAAAAACUCUGUUUUAAUUCAUUCCUCCAAGCUCUCCCCCUUCACCCAUUGCUCUUUAAUUCCAAAUUCUUGAAAUUCCAUUUCCUUAAAUUUUGAUUCAAGAAAAUGAGAGAGAUUCUUCACAUUCAGGCUGGGCAAUGUGGCAACCAAAUUGGAGGGAAGUUUUGGGAAGUUGUGUGUGAUGAACACGGAAUUAGUCCCACUGGUAAUUAUGUGGGAAAUUCCAGGGUUCAACUUGAGAGGCUUAAUGUUUAUUACAAUGAAGCAAGUGGUGGGAGGUAUGUUCCUAGGGCUGUGCUAAUGGAUCUUGAACCUGGAACCAUGGACAGUUUGAGGAGUGGUCCAUAUGGGCAAAUUUUUAGGCCUGAUAAUUUUGUUUUUGGGCAAAAUGGAGCUGGAAAUAAUUGGGCUAAAGGGCAUUACACUGAAGGAGCUGAGUUGAUUGAUUCUGUUCUAGAUGUUGUUCGCAAAGAAGCAGAGAACUGUGAUUGCUUACAAGGAUUUCAAGUUUGCCAUUCACUUGGAGGUGGAACCGGUUCCGGGAUGGGGACACUGCUCAUAUCCAAGAUCAGGGAAGAGUACCCUGAUAGGAUGAUGAUGACUUUCUCGGUGUUCCCAUCUCCCAAGGUUUCCGAUACAGUGGUCGAACCCUACAACGCCACCCUCUCGGUUCACCAACUCGUUGAAAAUGCUGACGAGUGUAUGGUUCUUGACAAUGAAGCUCUGUAUGACAUUUGCUUCCGCACACUCAAGCUCACAAAUCCAAGCUUUGGUGAUCUGAAUCAUUUGAUUUCAACAACUAUGAGCGGUGUAACAUGUUGUCUUCGCUUCCCCGGCCAAUUGAACUCUGACCUCAGAAAAUUAGCUGUAAACCUAAUCCCAUUCCCCCGUCUACACUUCUUUAUGGUCGGUUUUGCACCCUUGACUUCUCGUGGAUCACAGCAAUACCGAGCCCUCACCAUCCCAGAACUCACUCAACAAAUGUGGGAUGCCAAGAACAUGAUGUGCGCAGCUGAUCCACGCCAUGGCCGGUACCUAACUGCCUCGGCCAUGUUCCGUGGCAAAAUGAGCACGAAAGAGGUUGACGAGCAAAUGAUCAACGUACAAAACAAGAAUUCCUCUUACUUCGUCGAGUGGAUACCAAACAAUGUUAAGUCGAGCGUUUGUGACAUUCCACCAAUUGGGCUUUCUAUGUCAUCGACAUUUGUUGGGAAUUCUACGUCAAUACAAGAGAUGUUUAGGCGUGUUUCUGAGCAGUUUACGCUCAUGUUUAGGCGCAAGGCAUUCUUGCAUUGGUACACUGGGGAAGGAAUGGAUGAAAUGGAAUUUACUGAGGCUGAAAGUAAUAUGAAUGAUUUGGUUUCAGAAUAUCAGCAAUAUCAGGAUGCAGCAGCUGAUAAUGAUGAAGAAUUUGAUGAGGAAGAGGAUUUGGAAAAUUAGGAGUCAAUUAUUUGAUGCAAAUCUUCUUCUGCAGUAUGAAUGAUGUUAUUAUUAUUUAAUUUUUUUUCCUUUUUUUGAUUGUAUUUGUGUGAGUAUUGUAUUGUUUGUAAUGGUUGAUUAUAAUUUGUAUAAGUUUGUAUUUAUUUCUAUAAAUGGAUCAUUUCUCCA